Molecule: messenger RNA, 4530 nt
Organism: Cynoglossus semilaevis (tongue sole)
Lineage: Eukaryota; Metazoa; Chordata; Actinopteri; Pleuronectiformes; Cynoglossidae
Gene: sez6l2
Product: seizure related 6 homolog (mouse)-like 2
Exons: 24
Coding region: 73-3252 (1059 amino acids)
Biological process (GO): regulation of protein kinase C signaling; synapse maturation
Cellular component (GO): endoplasmic reticulum; cytoplasm; neuronal cell body
Molecular function (GO): calcium ion binding; calcium channel regulator activity
Source: RefSeq, a predicted model, not a curated record
AUAAGAACUGCUGGCAGCCAGAACAGCCCGGUGAGCCUAAAAGGAAAGGAGCUGAAGAUCUCCUCUGUCAGCAUGAGUCUGAAGAAAGCCUGCAUCUUUCUCAGAGGGGGAACUAGAAGAAAAACGAGAGCGCUCACCAAUGAAGAGAUAGAAGAGUUACAUGAAGCUUUUGUAGAGUUUGACAAAGACAAGGACGGUUUCAUAAGCUGUAAAGAUUUGGGGAACCUGAUGAGAACCAUGGGUUACAUGCCAACUGAGAUGGAGCUGAUAGAACUGAGCCAGACCAUUAACAUGAACCUGGGAGGACGAGUGGACUUUGAAGACUUUGUGGAACUGAUGACACCCAAGCUUCUGGCUGAAACUGCAGGGAUGAUCGGGUUAAAGGAACUUAAAGAAGCCUUUAAGGAGUUUGACAUAGAUGGUGACGGCAGCAUCACAUCUGAUGAGCUGAGACACGCCAUGGUCAAGUUGUUGGGUGAACACACCAGCAAACGUGAAAUAGACGCUGUGGUGAGAGAAGCUGACAACAAUGGGGACGGGACGGUUGACUUCGAAGGUGAUCCAGUUUCAUCCGAAGCCAUGGGAUUCUCACGCUUGGUUGUGAUGCUGUGUGUCACCAUGAUCCACCUUGGCUCAGGUAUGCGGUUAAUGACCCCUGAGCUUGACACACCGCCAACACCAAACCCAGAUUCUUACCCUUUGGGUGACCUGAUCCAUGCUGCCCUGCAGAGCAAGGAGUACUUAGGUCGAGCUUCUGCAGGUACUACUACCAAUCCGACUCAGGCCGUGCCUGGUGUUGGUCGCUCAGCGUCAACAGCAACCGUCAUAUCACCAGGUCUGCUCACCACGGCUUUUGGCUCCUCAUCUGGUGUCGGCCAGGCUAGAUCCAGAAACGGCAUGUCCUUGAUGCCGAUGGAGGAGGAAACGACCACCACUCUCAUCACCACCACCACCAUUACUACAAUGCAUAUGCCAGCGCAGUGCAAUGCAACUUUGUCAGCAAUGGAGGAGGGGAUUGUUGAGUCACCAGAUCCUGCAACUUCUUCAUCUUUUUCCCCUCUGGAGUGCAGCUACAGUAUCUCUGUGUACGCAGGCUACGGCGUAGAGAUUCAGGUGAGAAAAGUCAACCUGUCCAAGGAAGAAUCUCUGACCAUCAUGGGCUAUGGAGGCACAGGCCCAGAACUCUUAGCCAAUGAGACACUGAUGAGGGAGAACCAGGUGAUACGCAGCACAACCAAUCAGGUGCACAUUCACUACCGCAGCCUCCGAGAGACCAACCACGGCGUUUUCAGCCUUCGCUACCAAGCCUUCCUGUUGUCCUGCCCCUUCCCUCGAUCUCCUGAGGGGGGCGGAGUCACAGUGACAGACAUCCAUCCUGGAGGUCUGGCACACUUCCAUUGUGAUCCUGGUUUUCAAGUCCGUGGCCAUGAGGUGUCAACAUGCGUCAACACAACGCAGCCCCACUGGAGCACCCCCGAACCUCAGUGUGUGGCUGUAUCUUGUGGAGGGUGGAUACGUAAUGCAACAGUGGGACGAAUCUUGUCUCCACCCCCACCAUCUGUCAGUAACCACAGCAAUGGGAAUAACCUGAGCUGCCACUGGUUAAUUGAAGCCAAGGAUGGACACAAACUCCACCUGCACUUUGAAAGGAUUGCACUAGAUGAAGACGAUGACAAGUUAAUUGUGCGAAGUGGAAACAGCUCACUGUCUCCCCCUCUCUUUGACUCUGACCUGGAUGAUGUACCAGAACGUGGGCUGCUCAGCGACAGCUCUGCUCUGUACCUGGAGCUGACUGCAGAUUCGUCCUCCAUCCCUCUGCUUCUGGCGCUACGAUAUGAAGCUUUUGAUGACGAACACUGUUGGGAGCCCUUUAUGCCACAUGGAAACUUCAGCAGCAGCGACAUCACGUUUCAACUGGGCACCACUGUUACCUUCACCUGUUCUCCGGGCUACGUCAUGGAACAGGGAUCUGGAACCAUAGAGUGUGUCGACCCCGGGAAUCCACACUGGAAUGAUAGUGAACCUGUGUGCAGAGCUCUGUGUGGAGGAGAGUUGAACGAGCCCACAGGCACUAUUCUGUCUCCUGAUUGGCCACAGAGUUACUCCAAGGGCUUAGACUGUGUGUGGCAGAUUCACGGCAAUGAGGAGAAGCGCAUUGAACUGGAUGUCCAGAUCCUAAACAUCCGACAAACUGACGUGUUGACUGUUUUUGACGGUCGGGAUCUCAUGUCCCAUGUGAUUGGUCAAUACCUGGGUCCCCGAGAACGUUUCCAGGUGGUGUCAGGGGGGUCAGAGGUCACUAUCCAGUUUCAGAGUGAUCCAGAGGAUUCAAGUUUCAUCCUAAGUCAGGGAUUCCUCAUUCAUUACCGAGAGGUUGAACCAAAUGACACCUGUCCAACACUGCCUCAAAUUGAAUUUGGCUGGAUCAGCUCCUCUCAUUCCACCCCUGUGAGAGGCAGUGUUUUAACCUACCAGUGCCAACCAGGAUAUGACAUCAGUGGCUCUGACAUCAUCACCUGCCAGUGGGACCUGUCCUGGAGCAGCAGCCCACCCACUUGUGUUAAAGUCCAGCAGUGUCCUGAUCCAGGAGAGGUUGUAAAUGGAGCACGCUCUGUGCGUCCAGAAGCAGGUUUCGCAGUUGGAACAGUUGUUCGUUUUUCUUGCAACCAAGGUUAUCAACUAGAAGGUCCCAGCCAAAUCUCCUGUCAUGGCCGAGACACUGGUAAACCUAAAUGGAGCGACCGCAGCCCCAAAUGUGUCCUAAAGUAUGACCCAUGUCCAAACCCUGGAGUACCUGACAAUGGCUACCAGACGCUGUACAAGCACAGCUACCAGGCAGGGGAGACUCUACGUUUUUUCUGUUACGAGGGAUACGAACUUAUUGGUGAGGUUAUUAUCACAUGCGUUCCCGGACACCCCUCUCAGUGGAACAGCCCACCACCGUUUUGCAAAGUUGCAUAUGAAGAGCUUUUGGAUGAUCAUAAAUUAGAAGUGUCCCAGUCUUUUGAACCAUCACAUCAGAUUCUGAGUGAAAACAUCGCUUUGGCAAUAAUUCUGCCAAUCAUCUUGGUCAUCCUUCUGAUUGGAGGAAUUUAUAUGUACUACACAAACAUAUGCAAACUAGAAUGGAAGCCCCUUUUCUGGAAGUCCCUGUCUCACACACACUCCUACAGUCCCAUUACAGUGGAGUCUGAUUUCAACAACCCUCUUUAUGAGGCAGGAGAUACACGGGAAUAUGAAGUUUCCAUUUAAGAAGAAACUGUUAUGGUGAAAAUUCAGAACGACACAAAGAUUUGAAGACUAUUUUACAAGGCAUCUUCCUUACUAUUUUAUUGCCUCAUGUCCCUGUUUAUAUUCAUUUCCAAAAUCCUCCUUUAUGUGUUUAACCAACACAUUAUAUUUACAUUAAUAAUGGCGGAAAUGUUGGGGGGUUUUGUUAAUGUGCCAAACGAGGGUCGUGCUUUAAGAUCCAGUUGUCUUUAUUACUAGGUGUGGUGCCUUAAGGAGGGUUAGAUAUUGACAACAACAAAACUGUCAGAAGAACAACAUAGGAUGAAGAAGCGGUGAAAAAAAUAUUUAUUUCUUCAGUUUUGUUAUUGCGAGGCCAAAAUAUUGGAGAACUUGGCAAUACUUUGUAUCUAACAAUCAAAGUUACAGUUGUAAGAUUACAAACUGAAUGUUAUUGAUGUUGGAUUUUCAGAGUGAGAAAGAAUGCAUUUUACAAAAUGUAAAAGAAAAUGUGAAGGAGACUUUUCUUUUUUCAUAUUAUGACAAGGUUGACAUUGACAGACUUUGUCAUUUCUCUCUCUGUGUUGAACACACACAAAGUGAAUGUAAAUAGUUGACUUAAUAUUGACUGAGGUUUAUAUGUAUACUUGGUAAUAGACUUGGUUAUAUAUAAACUUCAUAUAUACACUUAUACAUGGUGGCGGAAGGUUAUAUAUUUUCAUUGUAUACAUAUAUAUAUAUAUGAUGAAAAUUCAGUGCCAAAACACGGUGUAAUGUUGAAAUAAUUUAUUGUCUAUAUGUGUUUCAUCUGUUGUUGCAAUAGUGUUUACAAGCGCAGUGAUUAUUUUUCUUUUUUGCUGUUUCUGGGGUGCAUAGUCACCAAAGGUCAGAGGUAUUUGAGUAAAGGGAGAGGACAUGAAUGUCAUUAUGCUUAGAGCAUGCACUGACUGUACAUUCUAUUGCUUCUGCUCAAUCUUUGCCAUUAUCAUUAUAGUUAUAGACUGUCAUCAUUGAUAUCAGAUUUGAUGUUGUAUGCACUAUGUUGAUGAAAAAUUGCAAAACCUGGCUGCUUUAUGUGAUGAAUUAUGUAUUUAUUUACCAAUGAUUGUUUAAACAGUUACUCGCUGUGCCAAAUGAAGGAUCUCAGAGACUGUUGCUUUGUAGACUAAAUUUUUCUCUCAUUAUCAGUAGCAUUUGCUUUCUUUUCUUUUCAGAUAUUUUCUAUGCUACAUGUAUAAAUACACCCUUUUAAAGGCAGUGGAUUAUUUGCUGAGCUGGAAAUAAAGUCUUUGUUGAAUGGUG